UAUGGUGGAUAUUCAAGCUAGUUUAGACGAUGGUUUGGCAUAAUAGUGCGAUAAAUCUCCACUUUUUGUGUUGAAUGUUUGUUAACGACAAUAAUCAAUUACUUAUACGUGUACUAGAAUAUUUUUUAAGCGUGGUUUAAUCCAUGUUACACUCUUCCUGAAGAGAAAUAACGCAUUUUGUCAACUUUCUGAUGCCGGUAAACGCACUGGAAUCUAACUUGUGUAAAUCCGACCGACAGCUAAUUCAAACUCUUUUAUCUGUUAUAUUUACUGUUCGUUUAUAAGUUUAAAGUGUUGGUGAUUUCUUAGCUAAUUUACUCAUUAGUUUCAGUCAUUAGAAAAUUUGAAAAAAAAAAAAAAAAAAGACUCGGUACAUACAACAGUAACAGUUGGACAAUGACAGUCUUCUGAUUUAUUUGAGAUGUUACUUAGAUGUUUGGUUUUUCUUCUCUAAAAUGUCAUGCACGACUCGAGAAAUUAUCUAGUGUAGGUAUUUACCUAACAACUCUACACACGUUUAUGGUUAUGUUUCGAAUCAGAUUUCAUAUUGUGACGCAUGACGAACGUAAUUCUCCACAUUAAAUCGUCUUGUUUCAGUGUUGUGGGAAUUCCGACUUGCAACAAUGUGCAGGCUGCUCAAGUAUUGCUUGAGCCACUUGCUUUAUGCUGCAAUGACCCGGCUAGAUGAAGUCAAUAAAGGGGUCAACACGUGGACCUCCAUUCGUUACCUUGGAUACCUGUCCGGUCUUAACUCAUUGGUGGCCGUUUGCUUGGGUCUUUAUGUACAAUGGGAGAAGACGGACGACACUAUUAUUUUGGUCAUUUUUAUUUUGGGCCUCUUUGUACUUGGGAUAGCUAGUAUUCUCCACUACUAUUUCAGCAUGGAGAGGGUCAGCCUCUUUCUGUUGCAUCUUUGGUUUGGUUUCCUUCUUGGUUUGCUGUGCUUCCUCAAUGUCCCAUCCAAAGAGGAAGAUGUUAAGGAGCAGGUGGCCAACUAUAUGUUAGUAGCCAGCAUGGUGAUAAGAAUCCUAUGGGCUUUAGUUGAAAGAAUGUGUGGUUGUACUCGGCAUCAACCUGCGUUCCUCAAUUCAAGGGAAGCUCUGGAGCUCACAGGCUUUGCUGUGGCCAGCACAACUCUGGUUGGCCAUAAAUCUGUAAGCCUCAGUGUUCUGACACUCUCCCUGGCUGCUGUAAUUGUGAACUUGCGCAUGAAGUCCAACCUGGCCCUUCAAAAUCUGACCUUUUUCUCUGGGGUCACAAUAUUCUUCUUCCAGAAGUCUUUAGGGGUGUCCACCAACCCCUUUGCCCUGUCGUGCUUCUUCAGCCGCCUUGUCUGCGACCCAUUCAUGGAUGUCUACUUCAGCGGCCUUUCAGUCACUGAACGCUGGUCACCACUCUUAGUGAGAAAAGGCUUCUGUAGGCGGCUGUCCCUUCUUCCUCUAGUUGUGAUGAAGGUGGCUUUCCUCAUCAUGGCUGCUCUAAAGAUGAGAGAUCUGGAUCGGUGGUACCUGUUGAUCCCAGGUCUCUCUGUCUUAAUUAUUUUCUGGAUCAUCUGCCACCUGGUUUUCUUGGUUACACUGUGGGAUUUCCACAGUAAGCUAAGUGACUGUCAGAGGCUGUGCAUGGGACACAUUUCAGAGGCUGGAGAACUGGACAGGGUCAUGGCAUCUAAGGGCAUGCGCCACUUCUGCCUCAUAUCAAAACGCCUGGUUGAUUUCAGCCUUGGGUCCACCGUCAUACUAGGAGCUCUGGCUUGGCAGCCGUCCAACAGUCUGUUUAUUGCCUUGUUUCUGCUGGUAUUAUCACUGGAGUCACUAGCCCACGGCCUCUUCCAUGAACUGGGAAACAGCCUUGGAGGAACCUGUAUGGGCUACGCUGUGAUCAUUCCAACCAACUAUUGCAGCCCAGAUGAUCAGCCCACCCUACUGCCCCCAGCUCAUGUGCAGGAACUCCACUUGCGCUCAACAGGGAUACUGAACAACGUGCAACGCUUCUUUUCCCAUCACAUGAUUGAGACCUAUGGUUGUGACUACUCGACCAGCGGCUUGAGUCUGGAAGCACUGCAAGCAAAGCUCCGCAAGUUCAUGGACGCCCACACGGCUGAUGGCCCACGUCACGACACCUACGUGCUCUUUUAUAGUGGUCACACGCACCGCAGUGGAGAGUGGGCCCUAUCAGGUGGUGACAUUUUGCGUCUUGAUGAGAUCAUGCAGCUCUGGAGAGAGAAGAAUGCUGGUUUCUGCUCCCGUCUUAUCAUCAUUCUCGACACAGAUAACUCCCUCCCUUGGGUGAAAGAGGUGCAGAACAUCGAGGGCCUUUAUAUAGCAGUUCAAGGGGCCGUGCUCUCAAGUCCCACAGACCUGGAACUCCAGGAUGCUCCUCAGCUCGGGGACUUCACUUCUCAAUGGGUCGAUUUCAACUGCAACCCUGAGAGCGCUGUCCGCUGGUCUGAGCGUGGACGGACCGUCCGAGCUGCAUACGGCAUCUCUAGACACUGGAGUGACUACAAGCUCCACCUUCCCUCUGAAAGUGACGUGACAAGGCACUGGAGAAUGUACUUCCCACGUUUGACUUACCCCAUGGUUCAGCUCGCCCACUGGUGCGGUGGACAGAACCACUUCAACCUUUGCAGUUACUGUGUUCGGCUUCUCUGGCGAAUUAAACUUAAAUGGUUCCCUCCUUCGGUGCUAGACACAGGCCAAGGUUUCAAGCUGGUUAAAUCAUAGAAUAAGAUCUAGUAUGCGAUGAUACUGUAGGCAUCUGCAAGUCACUGUAUCAGGACUCUGAUAGGUGAGUCUCGCAUAUGGCAGCUUUUAUUUGUAUGGACCAGCAGCACGAUUUAUUAAAUCUCAGGUGUGAUUAAACUCCAGGUAUGUGUUUGUGAUGUAAGAUUAGCUGAAACAUGCUGACAACAGUGUAAUUUUUUUCAUCACUGUACACAUGUCUGGGUAAUAUUUUACCCCAAGAUCUAAAGAAAAAUAUGUAAGAAAAUAUUUUGCUCAAAGAAUAUCACAUUUUUAGGACCACUAAGAUUAUUUUUUUGCAUUGUGUUCUUGACAAUAAAUUAUAUUAGGUAAUUGUCAGGAAUAUUUUCCUAUUUAUUUAGAUAUAUAUUAUUGUCACAAUUUUUAAGUAUAUUAAAUAUUAGCAAAUGUUUUUUAUUUAAAUUAAGUGUUUAUACAUGGUAGUAUUUGUUGUACUGCCUUUAAUUUAUUCUGAUUUAAAUAAAAACUAAAAAUUACUGUUCUGCAGUAUUGAGAAUCACUAUGGAGAAUUAUGGGAUUUACAAAAAAGAACAAUCCCGGAAAAGGAAAACAUGAGUACAAAGGAGGAUUAUUAGAAUGUAGGGGAAAAUGUGCAUAAUUUACAUCAAAAUAAUUUCAUAAUGUGCAAAAACUUAAUGGUCCAAAAAAUAGGCUUUUUCUUUACGCAAAGUCAUAUUUUCUUUCUUGAAAUCAAAUGAAUUUUGUGAGAUUCACCUGCAACACCAAUAAGUUACUGAUGGGCCAUGCUAGCAGCAUUGCACCUACUAACAUGCAACGUUACAGCUUUAACUUGUGACAUUUUUAACUCUUUCUGCCAUUUUAAUGCUUACUACCAUUGUUUAUGAUUUUCGUAUAAGCUUUAUCAAAUGUACCAGCACUGAACCUUUGAAUGCUACAUGGUACAAUUUUCAAGCACCACAUAGCACAGCAUGAAACCCAUUAGCAGUCUGCAGCCAGAUGUAGAGUGCUGCAUCUUACUUUAACUGCACUAGACAAGCAUGGCCUUAUAUUUGGUAUCUUUACUAAGGAAGUUGUGUACAAGAACACUCUCUACACAUGUUCAGAACAGUCCAUUGGAUAAUUAUAUUUGUAUUGGUGUAUUUUUAUAUUUGUUUAUACAGAACAACAUUUUCUACUGUCCUUUAAAAAUUGUGCAACAUUUAUUCUAUUUUUUGUGCAUUGGUUGUUAAAUUGAAGUCCCAUUUAGCUAAACACUGUUGUAUAUGGCCUUGCCUGUGUUAUGGCCUAGGGAUUAUAUGUUUAGUCAUUUGACUAAUAAUGUGUGUUUCUUGCACUUUUAGCUAUAGUAAUGGAAGGGAUUUGUCAUAGAAAUUCAGCAUAACUGUGUAACAUGGAGGUGUGGUAACGUGUGUUCUCAAGUGCCUUGUGCAAGAUUAGUCCUCACCCAAAGAUGCAAGGAUUUCCUCCUAAUGAAAUAUGCUAAAUGUAUUGAUUCAUACGAGAUUGUAUGAAGAGGUCUGAAGGCUUUUUUUUUUUUUUAGGGAACUUUCUCAAAAUGCAUGGUGUGAAUCAUUAAGUUACUGGGGAUUGAUGAUGGUAAAUGUUUCUUUAUUGUUUAUGUGAAUUAAAUCAACCCAUAAUCAGAAUGAGUGUGAAAUGAAUAAAAGAGUUGCUCUUUCAAUGCAAAAUUGCAUAUGGAAUUGUGCUUUUAUCU
This is a messenger RNA of Xyrauchen texanus (razorback sucker), 4440 nucleotides long. It is a transcript of the gene tmem168b, whose product is annotated as transmembrane protein 168b. Bases 624 to 2726 code for a protein of 700 amino acids. The record is from RefSeq and is a predicted model, not a curated record. Lineage: Eukaryota; Metazoa; Chordata; Actinopteri; Cypriniformes; Catostomidae. The transcript has 4 exons.